Molecule: messenger RNA, 2976 nt
Organism: Anopheles maculipalpis
Lineage: Eukaryota; Metazoa; Arthropoda; Insecta; Diptera; Culicidae
Gene: Rpn1
Product: 26S proteasome non-ATPase regulatory subunit 2
Exons: 4
Coding region: 105-2807 (900 amino acids)
Biological process (GO): regulation of protein catabolic process; proteasome-mediated ubiquitin-dependent protein catabolic process
Cellular component (GO): proteasome complex; nucleus; proteasome regulatory particle, base subcomplex
Molecular function (GO): enzyme regulator activity
Source: RefSeq, a predicted model, not a curated record
GUACGUGAUUCAACAAAAAUCAUCCGCGGAACAAGAAAGCAACCGAACCGAGCCGACCGUAAUUCUUCCUCGUAUUUUGUGUGAACAACAAGAGAUUUUGCAAAAUGUCCACAGCUGAGAAAAUUGAAGAGCCCGUCGUGAAAGCGAAGGGCAAGGAAAAGGAGGACGAGAAAACCGAACUGUCUGACGAAGAUAAGCAGCUUCAGGAUGAACUGAACAUGCUGGUGGAACGGCUGCAGGAAGCGGACACGGACCUGUACCGCCCGUCGCUAGAAGCGAUGGCCAACUUGAUCCGCGCCUCCACUACCUCCAUGACGUCCGUGCCGAAGCCGCUAAAGUUUAUGCGCCCGCACUAUGAAACGAUGAAGGAAAUUCACAAGAAAAUGACGGCCAAGCUGAAGGACGUGAAUACUCUGAAGCUGUGUGCGGAAAUCAUUUCCGUGCUAGCGAUGACCAUGGGUACCGGCAAGGAGUGUCUGGUGUACCGGUUGCUAAGCGACAAUAGUACGGAAAAUAUAGGCGAGUGGGGUCACGAGUAUGUGCGCCAUCUAUCCGGCGAGAUUGCGGCGAACUGGCCGGAAUCGACGGACCAUCUGUUUAAGAAUCGGCUGGUCGAGCUGAUCCAUCAGAUCAUCCCGUACAAUAUGGCGCACAAUGCAGAAGCGGAAGCAUGCGACCUGUUAAUGGAAAUUGAGCGGCUCGAUCUGCUGGAGAACUAUGUGGACGAAAGCGCCUAUCCGCGGGUGUGUCUGUAUCUGCAGAGCUGCGUACCGUACGUGGCGGAACCGGAGAACAUCAGUCUGCUAAAGUGUGCGCUAAAUCUGUCGCGCAAGUUUAACCAGCAUACGCAGGCGAUGCGCUUGGCGAUGAUGAUUAACGAUACGGAACUGAUUAAAGAAAUCUUUAUGUCGUGCGGGGACAGUGCGGUGCAGAAGCAGCUAGCCUUCAUGCUUGGCAGGCAGCAGAUCUUCCUCGAGUUGCCCGAGGGCAGCACGGACUAUGACGAUCUGGUGGAGAUCAUGUCCAACUCGCAUCUGAACCAUCAUUUCCUUAACUUGGCCCGAGAGCUCGACAUUAUGGAGCCAAAAACGCCAGAAGAUGUGUACAAGUCACAUUUGGACAAUUCCCGUGCACCGUUUGGUUCGCAGAUCGAUUCGGCCCGUCAGAAUUUGGCCGCUAGCUUUGUGAACGGGUUCGUGAAUGCCGGGUUCGGGCAGGAUAAGCUGCUGAUGGAGGAUGGCAAUAAGUGGCUGUACAAAAACAAGGAGCACGGUAUGCUGAGUGCGACGGCUUCUUUGGGACUGAUUUUGCUGUGGGACGUGGAUGGAGGUCUCACGCCGAUCGAUAAGUAUUUGUACUCGAACGAGGAUUACAUCAAGUCGGGCGCGUUGCUUGCCUGCGGUAUCGUCAACUGUGGGGUGAGGAACGAGGUCGAUCCGGCACUGGCCCUGCUUUCGGAUUACGUUCUGCAUCAGAACACCACGAUGCGCAUUGGUGCGAUCCUUGGGUUGGGUUUGGCGUACGCCGGUUCGAACCGAUCGGUUGUGCUGGAACUGAUCGGUUCGGUGUUCAGCUCGGAGCGUCGUACCGGAUCGAACAUGGAGGUGAUGGGAAUUGCGGCACUGGCCCUGGGCAUGAUCGCCGUUGGAUCGUGCAACAGCGAGGUAACGGAGGUGCUACUGCAAAUCAUUAUGGAUCGUAGUGAGGCCGAUCUGAAGGACACCUACGCUCGCUUCCUGCCACUGGGGCUUGGACUGGUGUACCUUGGCCGACAGGAAGCGGUCGAAACGGUAACAGCAGCGCUGGAGAUUGUAGCGGAACCGUUCCGUUCGAUGGCGACUACCAUGGUGGAAAUCUGUGCCUACGCCGGUACAGGGAAUGUGCUGAAAAUUCAGCAACUAUUGCAUCUCUGCUCGGAACACUACGAACCGACGGCAUCGUCCAGCGAAGAACCAGCGUCGAAGAAGUCCGAAUCGAAGGAUUCCGCGAAGGAGAAAGAAGACAAGGAAAAAGAUCUCUCCGGAUGUCAGGCAGUGGCCGUCCUUGGCAUUGCACUGAUUGCGAUGGGUGAAGAGAUUGGAGCGGAAAUGGCAUUCCGUUCGUUCGGAAAUUUGCUCCGUUAUUGUGAACCGUGUAUAAGGCGUGCGGUCCCACUGGCCCUGGGACUGAUUUCGGUAUCCAACCCGAAGCUUAACAUACUGGACACGUUGAGCAAAUUUUCACACGAUAGCGACGCCGAGGUGGCCCACAAUGCUAUCUUCGCGAUGGGUUUAGUAGGUGCCGGCACGAACAAUGCACGUUUGGCAUCGAUGUUGCGCCAGCUGGCACAGUAUCACGCCAAGGACCCGAACAAUCUGUUUAUGGUGCGCAUUGCACAAGGAUUGACCCAUUUGGGUAAGGGAACGUUCACUAUUAGCCCGUACCAUAGCGAUCGCCAGCUGAUGAGCCCGGUUGCUGUGGCGGGUUUGAUGGCAGCACUUGUCUCCUUCCUGGACGUCAAGAACAUUAUUCUCGGAAAAUCGCACUAUCUGCUGUACACGCUAACGACCGCCAUGCAACCACGCAUGCUGAUCACCUUCACCGAAGACUUGAACUCAUGUCCCGUCCCUGUACGCGUGGGAAUGGCCGUCGAUGUGGUCGGACAAGCGGGUAAACCGAAAACAAUUACCGGCUUCCAGACGCACACCACGCCUGUACUGCUGGCGAUGGGUGAACGUGCCGAACUGGCCACGGAGGAGUACAUCUCCCUCACACCAAUCAUGGAAGGGUUCUGCAUUUUGCGAAAAAAUCCCAACUACGUCCCAUAAGCUACUAAAAAAUGAAUGUUUCCGCUGGAAGAAAAUCAGGCGUUCAGGCAGAGGCAGUUUAAAAAAAACGGACACAGUUGUGUCGAUUUAUUGCUGGCUUUUGGCCUAUCACGCUACAAUAUAACAUUUACUUAUACUUAGGAUCAUAAUAAAUAAACGAUUUUCGAAA